Molecule: messenger RNA, 1968 nt
Organism: Fundulus heteroclitus (mummichog)
Lineage: Eukaryota; Metazoa; Chordata; Actinopteri; Cyprinodontiformes; Fundulidae
Product: succinate-CoA ligase GDP-forming subunit beta
Exons: 10
Coding region: 57-1208 (383 amino acids)
Biological process (GO): tricarboxylic acid cycle; succinyl-CoA metabolic process
Cellular component (GO): succinate-CoA ligase complex; mitochondrion
Molecular function (GO): succinate-CoA ligase (GDP-forming) activity; ATP binding
Source: RefSeq, a predicted model, not a curated record
CCUGGCUGAAUCCCAGGAGAUGGCUAAAUCUACAAGAGUACCAGAGCAAGAAGCUGAUGCAGGACAGCGGCGUGGCGGUCCAACGCUUCUACGUGGCUGACACAGCUUCUGAGGCCCAGGAGGCUGCAAAGAGACUCAAUGCCAAGGAAAUAGUCCUGAAAGCUCAGAUUCUGGCCGGUGGCAGAGGCAAGGGCGUGUUCGACAGUGGCCUCAAAGGUGGAGUGCACUUAACUAAGGACCCUGCAGUUGUCGGUGAGCUGGCUAAAAAGAUGCUCGGCUUCAACCUGGUCACCAAGCAGACGCCCAAAGAUGGAGUGAAAGUGAAAACGGUGAUGGUCGCUGAGGCUCUGGACAUAAACCGAGAGACAUAUUUUGCCAUCCUAAUGGAUCGGGCCUGUAACGGUCCAGUAAUGGUGGGAAGCCCCCAGGGAGGGAUGGAUAUCGAGGAGGUGGCGGCCACCACCCCAGAGCUCAUCUUUAAGGAAGUCAUAGAUAUAUUUGAAGGCGUGCGAGACGACCAGGCGCUUCGGAUGGCAGCUAAUUUGGGUUUCAAAGGAGCGCUACAAAGACAGGCAGCGGAUCAGAUUAAGAGGCUCUAUGAUCUGUUCCUGAAAGUCGACGCCACUCAAGUCGAAGUCAAUCCGCUCGGAGAGACUCCCGAAGGACAAGUGGUUUGCUUCGACGCCAAGAUCAACUUUGACGACAACGCCGAGUUCCGUCAGAAAGAUGUGUUCGCGAUGGAUGACAUGACGGAGAGCGACGCCACGGAGAUGGAGGCAGCCAAGUGGGAUCUUAAAUAUAUUGGAAUGGACGGAAACAUUGCCUGCUUUGUGAAUGGAGCCGGUCUUGCAAUGGCAACCUGUGACAUCAUUGACCUUCAUGGGGGAAAGCCGGCUAAUUUCCUGGAUCUUGGGGGCGGUGUCAAAGAGAGGCAGGUGUAUGAGGCUUUUAAGCUGCUGACUGCUGACCCAAAGGUCGAGGCCAUCUUGGUCAACAUCUUCGGAGGCAUCGUCAACUGCGCCAUCAUUGCCAACGGCAUAACCAAAGCUUGUCGGGAGCUGGAGCUCAAGGUCCCGCUGGUGGUCAGGCUCGAAGGGACCAACGUGCACGAGGCCAAGAGGAUCCUGAGCGAGAGCGGCCUGCCCAUCACAGCAGCCGACGACUUGGACGAUGCUGCAAAGAAAGCGGUGGCCGCCAUCAGGAAGUAGAGAGCACUUCGUGACCUCCCGCCAGCAGCCUUCUCUUUUACCUCCAGAACCUCCGUGCUUUUACCCAUCACUCACUUUACACGCUUUUCUUUAAGACCUUAAAGGAGUUCUCGGCUCAGUUUCCGUAUCAAACGUUUCUAAAGCAUUUUACUUUUGAAAACUAACUACUUGCUUUUAAUUACUUUAACCGUUAUUCUUAUUUUAUGUUAAUUGGGGGAGAUUUGAAUUUCAGUUUUGAAGGGGAUACUCUAAAAGGGUUUGGAUUUAAAAUGGAUUGAAGUUUAUAGCGUUCAUUAUAGCAUUCCAUUUUCUUGUGCGAACAUACUCAUCUCUCAGCAUAUCAUGGUGUUUGUGUUGAUUUAUUCAUUUUUUUUAUGGAAAUAAAAGACAUUUUUGUACUUUAUAUAACCACAGCGUGGCUGACAAAAAAAACUGUGAACUCUUCCAGUGUAACUAAAACUAAAGGAGGCAAGAAGUUGGGAUGCAGACUGUCCGCUUCAAGGCCCGUGCUACUUACAGCGCCUUAGGUUUGUCUCAUCUGAGCUCCUACAUCAUGUCUUAUGUUUAAAGUGCUAAUUCCACAUACAUGUGCCUGAGGAAUGAAGAUUUAAGGGUCAUGACCGCUCUUUGAUUUCUGUUUGGUUUCUUUGUGAAAUGAUGAAAAUAUUUUAUAUAAUCAUGAAUGUAAACUGAUGACUCAAAUAAAGGUUGAAAGUUGUGUACAUAAUCUAAGAGAUUAAAAACAGAUAUUUCCAAAUGA